This is a messenger RNA of Tetrahymena thermophila SB210, 675 nucleotides long. RefSeq lists its product as hypothetical. The record is from RefSeq and is a predicted model, not a curated record. The transcript has a single exon. NCBI's taxonomy places the organism in Eukaryota, Ciliophora, Oligohymenophorea, Hymenostomatida, Tetrahymenidae.
AUGAACCAAAGAGACUCAGUCGAAAGCUGCUACCAGAGAAACAGUACUCAAUAAACCUAACGAAGCAAUACUACCUAUUAAAUUGCUACUGAUAAUUAUAUACAUCAUUUUGAGCCAGCUAUUUCUCGAGUAGAAUUUGGCAGCGCUGAUAGUUACAUUACACCGCCUGCAAGAUAAUUAGAGCAGUUAGAAUAAAAAAAUUCUUGGUUUCAUCCUCCUAAAAAGUCCAAAAAAUUUGUGAGAAGAUAUCUUGAUUCUAGCGAAAUGCAACAAAUAUCAAAAAAAUUAAAUUUUUUCGACGAUUCUCUCACAGGACAAACAAUAUCAUCAUCUGAUUCUUCAUAAAGUUAACAAUCAUAAAAUAUUGGAUUCUCUGUUGGAGUCGUAAAUGAAAGAGAUUAAAUAGAUAGUUUAGAAUUAACUAACGCAUACUCAACGCUAAGUAUCAGUAAUAAUAAUCCAUAAAAUUAAAACCAAUCUAGUGUAAGCAGCGUGCACAGUAAUGGAAAUACAUAUUUUAAUAAAAAUCGUAAUAGCACUGGCAGCAAUAAUUACAGCCACUAAUAUCCCGGACAAUAAAAUAUUUAAAAUUAUUCUGUAAAUUAUAAUAAUAACAAUAAUUAUAAAUACACAAAAGCUCCAAGCAAUCCAGAAAGUAUUUUAAAAUUCAGAUGA